AUGCUUAUGGCCUGCGCUCCAGCUGCUAUUGCUACAUUUGUCGAAGUUGUGGGAUCAGCGAACAGCAAUAUGUUUCUAGUACUUCCAGGUACAGAACUCACCGCUAAUGUAUGCUUUCGGGCAGACACUGGAUAUAACAGUUGCUUGACCUUCUUCACUAAGGAUGAUCCAAAUGGAAAAAGUUCUUGUUCUUCCGAUAAUGUCUGGUGUUUUAAAGUUGUUUCUGUUGACGGCAGCAAAGGAAGAAUUGAUUAUUCAAUCAUGUUUGGGAACCGAGAAUCAAAUGUACAAUCAUCUGUUGAUAAUGAUUUUAAAUGUGAAACUGUUUUAAAUGUAAUGCAGUGUAAAUUUGUUAUUCCUAAUCACGGAUUUGACAUGUAA
Messenger RNA from Funneliformis caledonium, 381 nucleotides. Lineage: Eukaryota; Fungi; Glomeromycota; Glomeromycetes; Glomerales; Glomeraceae. The record is from the annotation of a GenBank genome assembly.